Messenger RNA from Penicillium oxalicum, 1368 nucleotides. Its product is annotated as PCI domain protein. Gene Ontology annotation, cellular component: eukaryotic translation initiation factor 3 complex; cytoplasm. Gene Ontology annotation, biological process: cytoplasmic translational initiation. The transcript has 2 exons. Lineage: Eukaryota; Fungi; Ascomycota; Eurotiomycetes; Eurotiales; Aspergillaceae. The coding region runs from base 1 to 1368 and encodes 455 amino acids. The record is from RefSeq and is a predicted model, not a curated record. Gene Ontology annotation, molecular function: translation initiation factor activity.
AUGCCCGCUCCGACUAAUACCCUCCUCAUCGAGGGCUCUUUCUCCGAGCUUGCCGAGGAAUUCGCCCAGUACAUCGACACCCUCCGCAAAGAGGGCAACCUCCAGUCCGAGAUCGCCCCGCUCCUCGAGCCCAUUCGCCAGCAGGAACAGUCUGAGGGCGAGGCCGACCUCAAGCAGCGCGAUGAGGUUCUGAAGAAGUUGGUGGGCGCCGCCGCCGUGUUGAACGGUGCUCCUGAAAAGGAGAUUACUCCUUCCUACAAUCUUCUGGUCCACCUCGUUCACCAGUCGUCCAACGCCGAUGUGUUCCUCCCUCGCAUCUGCACCUAUCUCGCCAAGCCCAUCACCACCUCUCCUCAAUUCGGCCCAACUCUGGCCAUCUCCAUCCUCACCACCAUCUUCAACACCUUGAACACCAAUGACUCCAGCCGCUAUCACGUUCUUCUGGCCAUCGUGGCCGUGAUCCGCCAAUCGGGCUCCGGAUACGCCUUCGAGGCCCUGAAGCCUCAGCUCGCUUCACAGUUGCCCACGUGGUUGGCCGCCUGGGAGUUGGAUGAGGAAGAGAUCCAGAAGGUGCACCUGGCCAUUGCCGACGCCGCCACCGCUGCCGGCGACGACGACCUGGCCCAGACCCACGUUGUGCAGGCCCUGCAGACCAUUCCUGCGGCUGAGGCCACCAAGCCCGCCGCCCGUGACUUGGCCGUCCGCGCGCUCGCCUCUGCGCUGCGCCGUCCCACCGUGUUCGACUUCACUCCUUUGACUGCUUCCGACGCCGUUCAGUCUCUCCGCUCCAGCGACAGCACCCUCUUCGAGCUGCUGGAGAUCUUCACCUCCGACACCCUUGACGCCUAUGAGGAGUUUGUUGCAGCCAACCCUCUGAGCUCCAUCUCAGGUGGUGUUCUCGCCGAGGCAGCUGAUGCCCUGCAGACCAAGAUGCGCCUUCUGACGCUCACCUCGUUGGCCUCUUCCACGCCCUCCCGCUCUCUUCCCUACGCCACCAUUGCCUCCGCUCUGCGUGUGCCUGCCUCUGACGUUGAGAUGUGGGUCAUUGACACGAUCCGUGCCGGUCUUGUGGAGGGCAAGCUCUCGCAGCUCAAGCAGGAGUUCCUCAUCCACCGCGCCACUUACCGCGUGUUCGGUGAGAAGCAGUGGGCCGAGGUCCAGGGUCGUCUGAUGGUCUGGCGCCGCUCCCUGGAGGGUGUUCUCGAGGUCAUUCGCACCGAGCGUGAGCGCUUCAUUCGUGAGGGCAUCCAGGCUGCCGCCGACCAGGAGAACGCUGCCACCCAGGGCAAGACUGGUGACAAGUCUCGUGCCGGUGGUGACCGAAGGCGCCACCAGCAGCCCCGCGAGGUUGAGCCCGUUGCCGAAUAG